AUGCUCAGUCCUGCAGAAGAGAAAGAGGAUGAGGAUGAAGACGAGAAAGAGUGCAAGCAGAGAGUUCUGAGAGUGCUGAAGGAGCUCAGUGUUUUUCAUUCUGAGAGAGUGACAGCAUGGAGAGGAGUUCUCAGAGAUUGUGCCAACAAGUCUUCGCCAGGGGAUAGUGAUCAGCAGGAGCCGUCCACAACAGCUAACUCCGAGUAUAAACCGGAGGAUGGAGAUGAUCAAACUACAACGCCAUCACAGGACACAGAGCAAACAUCAGACAACAGACGCUGCAGUUCUGACUGCGAUGAUGUGAAAGAGACGGGGCAAGAAUCAGUGGUCAAAACUGAUCAAGGGAGUGAUACUGAAGACUGUCAGUCUCCAGAAAGAAAGACAGAUUUGAUGGAGGAGACAGAAAAGGCAAAAGAGGAAACAAGGGAAUGGAUCACAGUAGGGCUCACCGGUCAACAGCGGGACAGCCAAUCAGUUGCACCGGACACAUGCUUCAUCAGAGCACCUAUGGGUGUGGCUGACGUCCUGAGAUGUGAGGUGGCCGACACCCUGAGCUGCCUGAUGGUGACCGGUUCUGAGGAGCUGGUCAGCAGAGUGAUCCGGCUCAAAAUUCUGGACGGUGCUAACGUACACUUUCCCGUGACUGUGGUUGUGCCUUUCUACGCACGUUACCGCGGCAACUACAGGGACGUUGCAGUGAAGAUAGUCGACGGGAAGCGGAGGGCAAGCUACGUCACGCCUGUAACCACAGAGGGCACGUAUGGAGGACACAGGGGCUCAUUUGCAGAGGUGAGGGUCUACUCCCUGGGCCUGUUUGCAGUGGUUUCCGGUCUAAAACGAGAAAAUUACACAGUUACCACAAAAGGUUUGUCACUCAAGCUACCCAUGGACCCCCGUAUCUGUCUGAACUACCUCCCAGGAGCCUUCACUGCUCCAGUUAUAGCACAAACCAUGAUCCAGCCAGUAGACGCUGUUCUUCUAGCUGCCGUCAAGACUAGGAGUGAUGCCUACCACGCGGUGGUGUCUACGAGUCCGUUUCUCUACCUCACCCACCCAUCCUCUAAGCCCCUGAGAAGACCCCUUACUCUCACCCUUCCCUGUCCCCCAAACACUGAAAAGAAAAGGCAGACAAGGGGACAAGAGGAGGAGCAAGACCACCAAAUGUGGCCUGUUAGUAGUUCUCCACCAUGGGAUCAACCUGCUUCCCACAGAAGGAGGUGAGUUAAGCGAGUAGCCAUGGCCGCCUCUGGGAAAUCUAAAGAGGUGUCCAACGAGCUGCUGAUUGUUCUGGGUUCAAGAGAAAAACAGUGGAGCGUCCUGGAUAAAGUCACGGUCAGGAACCAGCAAAAUGGGCUGGUGUCUUUCGAGCUGACGGAGCACUUUGACAGACUGCUGGUGGUGCGUCUGCUGUCUGCACUGCAGCCUCUCCAGCUCACGUCUCUGGCAGAGGAGCUGGAGGAGUCGGUCUGCUGCCAUGCGGUCACCGUCGUCCUCCAGCGAAGACAGGAUGAGCCGCACGACCUCCUGGUGGCUGUCCUCCCGAACAGAGACCUCAGCUGGGAGAUGUCCAAACUGCGAGCCCGGGGCUACAGCGGGCUCCCGGAGACAUCUGCGGAGAUCUCCAUGUGUGAAGGAGACCAGCUCCUCCUGUGCUUCAGCGGCAACAUCACCUCCUCAGGAACUCCAAACGAAGGACAUGAUGUCCCACACGAGCGAAUCCCCUUCCACAGUCAGCAGAAGAAUCACCUCAUGGUGCGUCUAACAGAGGUGGACCCGUUUGGGAACUACAGCUCCCCUCACUACAAGGGCACGGCCUUGUUCUACAAGGUCACCAGAGGUCAGCUGGAGUGGCGAGGUGACAGACCGGUCGCCAUGGACACAAAGCUCCUCGGAGACCCCGUCUGUAAGCUGUCUCUGACUUUACCCAAGAAAGUGAGAACCAUUAACCGGCCAAUCACAGCCAGGGUGAGGGUACGCGAGGACACAGACUCCCUGUCUGACUCUCUUCUCCUCUGGCUGUCGGAGGAGCUGUCAGAGGAGGAGGUGUCCCUGCUGGUGGUCUCCCUGCGUCUCCGUCGAAGCGCCGCUCAGUUGGUGAAGCUGCGGGCCAGGGACAGCCUGUCCACCCAGGCCUUCCAUGUCCUGGCCAUGAGGAGGAGGGGGCUUCCUGCUGCCACCCACCAACCCAAGGCCUCUCAGCUCGCCCACUGCCUCGCCAAGAGCGGCCGGCCAGACCUGGCCAGGGAGCUGCUGCUGCGCCAGGCUGCCACUGCCAGCCAGGGAUCAGUGAAAUAG
Messenger RNA from Eleginops maclovinus (Patagonian blennie), 2295 nucleotides. RefSeq names its product death domain containing 1 (gene dthd1). Lineage: Eukaryota; Metazoa; Chordata; Actinopteri; Perciformes; Eleginopidae. The record is from RefSeq and is a predicted model, not a curated record. The transcript is spliced from 10 exons.